This is a messenger RNA of Yamadazyma jaroonii, 1218 nucleotides long. The record is from the annotation of a GenBank genome assembly. Lineage: Eukaryota; Fungi; Ascomycota; Pichiomycetes; Serinales; Debaryomycetaceae.
AUGAAACAUCCAUACCAAAACAUCGUUUCAACGUCUACUCACUUGUUCGUGAGUGUUCAGAAUCAUUUACAAGCUUUUGAUGUUGAAGGGAAUUUAGUGGGGUCGUGGAAAGAUACAAUUGGCCAUGAAGAUUUGUUAAAGAAACAACAACUUGAAAAAAUUGAAAAAUUAAACCAAGAACCUGAAAUCAAAAGAGCUGAAAACAAUAAGAAAGUAAAGAUCCCCAAAAUCCCCACCCCAGGUCCUGGUGCUCCUACCAUCUAUAAUUACAUCAGAGAUUUGGAAUUAACUCACGAUAACAAAUAUCUUAUAGGGAUAACUGAUAGUGAUAAAUCCAUCAUCAUCUUUGAAAUCAACUUGAAUGAAGAUAAUUGUUUGAAACUCAUCAAAAGACAAACCUUCCCAAAAAGACCAUGUUCCAUUUCCAUUGCUGAUGAUAAUUCCACGGUAAUAAUAGGAGAUAAGUUUGGUGAUGUUUAUAAGAUUCCUAUAAUUGGCGAAAAUGUACCAGAGAAGGACUUGAAACCCAUUUUAGGUCAUGUGUCGUUAUUGACCGAUGUUUUGAUCACAGAACAUAACGGUAAACAAUAUAUUUUGUCCAGUGAUAGAGACGAACACAUUAAAGUGUCGAAUUACCCUAUAACAUAUGUUGUUAAACAUUGGUUAUUUGGACAUGAUGAAUUUAUAUCAUCCAUGGUGCAAUUUGACUUUGAUAGAGAACUUUUAGUCACUGGAGGUGGUGAUGAUUACAUAUAUUUAUGGAAUUGGUAUGGCAACAAGUUAUUGAGUAAAUAUCCUUUAAGAGAUUUAAUCGAACCUUUAUUAGAUGAACUGCACUUACCUCCAGAAAGAUUCUUACAUGAAGAUUCACCUAAAGAGAUUUCUGUAGUUAAGAUGAUCACCAUGGAUAAGUUCGUAGUGGUAUUAUUCCAAAAAGUCAACGGAUUAUUAGUUUUAGAGAUCAAAGAUGAAACGUUACAUUUAGUUGAAUUAUUCCCUCUUGAUUAUCCUUUGAUAGAUAUCUCCGCCGGUGGAGAUAAGAUCUUUGGAUUAUCAGAAGAUAAAAUCAUCACCCAAUUCACAUUCAAUGGGAAAUUAACCAUCGAUGAUAAAGAAUUCAAAGGAAUGAUUGAAAAUAAUCCAUGUGAAGUUCAAUCUAAAGAAGAAUUUUAUCCAUUAUAUACCAUGAAUACUUUAAGAAAGAGAAGUGAACAUUAG